AACUCUGGCAUUGCUGGGGCUCCUGACUGAGAUUUUUCUUUCACUUUGCAAAGUUUCUGAUGGGCGGGACAUCUAGCAAUCCCUUUAAUUCCCAAGCUGUGUUUCAACUUCCUUUUGGAGCAAGUGGUUUCCUGCACUUUUCACAGUUUUUAGCAGAGGGGAACUUGACACAGUGGUGAGCACUGUCAAUGCUAGAUGUGCCCUGAAGGGUCUCCAAAAUGAGAUUUCCAGCAAAAAUUGUGUGGCUUGUGUUGUGGACUGUUUGUGUUGCACAAGACUGUAGAGAACCCCCUCCCAGAAAAGAAACAGAAAUCCUGUCAGGUUCUUGGAAUGACCAAACAUAUCGAGAGGGCACUCAGGCUACAUAUAAAUGCCGCCCUGGAUACAGAACUCUGGGGAGUAUCGUAAUGGCGUGCAGGGGUGGAAAAUGGGUGUCUCUUCAUCCAUCAAGGAUAUGCCGGAAAAAGCCGUGUGCACACCCUGGAGACACUCCAUUUGGUUCUUUCCAUCUUGCAGAAGGCACUCAGUUUGAAUAUGGUGCAAAGGUUGUUUAUACGUGUGAUGAGGGGUAUCGGAUGCUGGGUGAGAUGAAUUUCCGUGAAUGUGACACAAAUGGAUGGACCAAUGAUAUUCCCAUAUGUGAAGUUGUUAAGUGUUUCCCAGUGACAGAACCAGAGAAUGGGAAAAUUUUCAGUGGUGCCCUGGAACCAGACCAAGAAUAUACCUAUGGACAAGUGGUACAGUUUGAGUGUAAUUCAGGUUACAUGCUGGAUGGACCCAAACAGAUACAUUGCUCAGCUGGUGGUGUUUGGAGUGCAGAAACACCAAAAUGUGUAGAAAUUUUCUGCAAACCACCAGUCGUUUUAAAUGGACAAGCUGUACUUCCAAAGGCAACUUAUAAGGUAAAUGAACGAGUUCAAUAUAGAUGUGCAGCCGGUUUUGAAUAUGGUGAGAGAGGAGAUACAGUAUGCACUAAAUUUGGAUGGACUCCAGCUCCUGCUUGUAAAGAAAUAAUAUGUGAUCCUCCUCGUAUUCCAAAUGGUGUGUACAGACCUGAAUUAAGCAAAUACAGAGGUCAAGAUACAAUCACUUACGAGUGUAAAAAGGGUUUUGUUCCUGAGAUCCAUGGAACUGUUGCAACGUGUACUAGAGAUGGCUGGGUACCUGCUCCAAGAUGUACCUUGAAACCUUGUAAUUAUCCAGUCAUAAAACAUGGACGGCUACAUUAUCCAUACAGAGGAUACUUCCCAGCACGUGUGAAUCAACAGUUUUCCUAUUACUGUGAUUGGCAUUUUGUGCCUCCUUCACAAAGUUCCUGGGCUUACCUGACUUGCACAGCAGAAGGAUGGUCUCCAGAAGAACCAUGCCUCAGACAAUGUAUUUUCAAUUAUUUGGAAAAUGGACAAACCCCACGUCGUGAAGAAAAAUAUUUACAGGGUAAAACUGUAAGAGUAGACUGCUAUCACGGCUACAGUCUUGAAAACCAUCAGAACACAAUGACCUGCACAGAGAACGGCUGGUCUCCUCCUCCCAGAUGCAUCCGUGUCAAAACAUGUUCAAAAGACAAAGUAAGAAUUGAGAAUGGAUUUUUGUCUGAAUCUGCAUUUACAUAUCCCCUAAAUAAACAAACAGAAUAUAAGUGUAAACCAGGAUAUGUAACAGAAGAUGGUAAGACAUCAGGAUUAAUUACAUGUCUGCAGAAUGGAUGGUCAGCUCAACCUGUAUGCAUUAAAUCCUGUGACAGGCCAGUAUUUGAGAAGGCCAGAGCCAAAAGUGAUGGCACGUGGUUCAGGCUGAACCACAGGCUGGACUACGAAUGUCUUGACGGGUAUGAGAACCGAGACGGACGCACCACAGGCUCCAUUGUAUGUGGUCAAAACGGCUGGUCCGAUAAAGCUGCAUGCUACGAAAGAGAAUGCAGUAUUCCCGAAAUGGAUACAUACUUAAAUGCUUAUCCCAGGAAAGAAACAUUUAAAGUUGGAGAUGUGCUGAAAUUCUCCUGCAGUCAAGGCCGUAUUAUGGUUGGAGCAGAUUCAGUUCAGUGCUACCACUUUGGAUGGUCCCCUAAACUUCCAACGUGUAAAGAAGGGAAAGUAAAAUCGUGUGCUCCACCUCCUCAACUUCUCAAUGGGAAAGGGAAAGAAAUACACAAAGAAGAAUAUGCACACAAUGAGGUCGUGGAAUAUGCUUGCAACCCCAGAUUUCUGAUGAAGGGUUCUCAUAGAAUUCAGUGUGUUGAUGGAGAAUGGACAGCUUUACCUGUGUGUAUUGAGGAGGAGCGUACCUGUGGAGAUAUACCUGACAUUGAUCACGGCGAUGUCAAGCCUUCUGUCCCUCCCUAUCACCAUGGAGACUCAGUAGAGUUCAGUUGCAGAGAAGCAUUUACAAUGAUUGGACCCAGAUUUAUCACGUGUAUUAGUGGAGAGUGGACCCAGCCUCCUCAGUGCAUUGCAACAGAUGAACUUAAGAAGUGUAAAUGGUCAAAAUUAUUUCUACCUGAUGGAGAACUGGCACAUAAAAUUGGAUAUGAUCAUAACACCAACAAAAGUUACCAAUGCCGAGGAAAAUCAGAACUCAAACACUCAAUCUGUAUAAAUGGAAAAUGGGAUCCUAAAGUAGUCUGCAAAGAAGAAGCACAAAUACAACCAUGCCCACCUCCACCUCAUAUUCCCAAUGGUCGAGAUAUGACAACUACAGUGAAAUAUCAAGAUGGAGAAAAAAUAUCAAUUCUAUGUAAAGAAAAUUAUCUAAUUCAAGAUGCAGAAGAAAUUGUGUGCAAGGAUGGAAGAUGGCAGUCAAUCCCACGUUGUAUUGAAAAAAUUGGAUGUUCUCAACCACCUCAAAUAGACCAUGGAACCAUUAGCUCAUCUAGUUCUACAGAAGAAAGGAGAGAAAUACAUGAACAAAGGCUGUAUGCACAUGGCACGAAUUUAAAUUAUACUUGUGAAGAAGGCUUUGAGAUAUCCGAACAUAAUGUGAUAAUAUGCCAAAUGGGAAAGUGGAGCUCUCCACCUCAGUGUGUAGGACUCCCUUGUGGACAUCCACCUUAUAUUCUGAAUGGUGUUGUAUCUCACAAGAAAGACAGCUACCAAUAUGGAGAAGAAGUUACUUACGACUGUGAUGAAGGGUUUGGAACUGAUGGACCUGCAUCUAUGAGAUGUUUAGGAGGGAAAUGGUCUCGUCCACAAGAUUGCAUAAGCACAAAUUGUGUUAACUUGCCCACCUUUGAUGAUGCUGUACUCAUAGAUCAGGAGAAGGAUUUCUAUAGGUCAGGAGAACAAGUGGCUUUUAACUGUCUGCCAUAUUAUCAGUUGGAUGGAUCUAAUACUAUACAGUGUGUGAAGAGCAAAUGGAUAGGAAGGCCAGCGUGCAGAGAUGUUUCCUGUGUGAAUCCACCUCAAGUGGAAAAUGCUGUUAUACAAAAUCAGAAAUCUAGAUAUCAAAGUGGUGAGAAGGCACGUUAUGAAUGCAUCAGGAAUUAUGACCUCUUUGGGGAGAUAGAUGUCGUAUGUUUAAAUGGAACUUGGACAAAACCACCUCAGUGCAAAGACCCUCAAGGAAAAUGUGGGCCUCCUCCACCAAUCGACAAUGGAGACAUUACUUCACUCCUGCAAUCAGUAUAUCCUUCAGGAAUGGUUGUUGAGUACCAGUGUCAGGCCUACUAUGAACUUCGGGGAAACAGAAACAUAAUAUGUCGGAGUGGAGAGUGGUCACAACCACCAAAAUGCUUAGAGGCAUGUGUAAUUUCAGAAGAAACAAUGAGACAACAUCACAUACAGUUAAAAUGGAAAGACGAUACAAAACUUUACUCUAAAACAGAAGAUAAUAUUGAAUUUACGUGUCAACGUGGUUAUCGUCCAGUGACAGCAGAACAUACAUUUCGAACAACUUGUCGGGAAGGAAAGGUGGUGUAUCCUAGCUGUGGAAAAACCUUUGGCUAAAUGCAUUUGUAAAAUUGACAUAUGUAUAUGUAUUCAGAUUUCUCCUUAUUAAUUCAGUUCUGUUUAUUUUAUCAAGUAUGUUUUAACUCAACUUGAAUCAUAAGUCAGAUUUGUGUUAAUUAUUAUGGGGACAAUGCAAUUGAGAGAUGGGAAACCAAUGAAUCACUUCUUAAAAGUACCUCAUUAAACUUGGCAAAUCAAAA
Dama dama (fallow deer) is the source of this 4144-nucleotide messenger RNA. RefSeq names its product complement factor H. The record is from RefSeq and is a predicted model, not a curated record. Lineage: Eukaryota; Metazoa; Chordata; Mammalia; Artiodactyla; Cervidae. The transcript is spliced from 22 exons. Bases 219 to 3941 code for a protein of 1240 amino acids.